Messenger RNA from Abrus precatorius (Indian licorice), 4206 nucleotides. Its product is annotated as SNF2 domain-containing protein CLASSY 4-like. Gene Ontology annotation, molecular function: ATP-dependent chromatin remodeler activity; ATP binding. The record is from RefSeq and is a predicted model, not a curated record. Bases 1 to 4206 code for a protein of 1401 amino acids. Gene Ontology annotation, biological process: gene silencing by siRNA-directed DNA methylation. The transcript has 3 exons. Lineage: Eukaryota; Viridiplantae; Streptophyta; Magnoliopsida; Fabales; Fabaceae.
AUGGAUCGUUUGGUUCCUGUAUCUAGCAGAACCCGUAGCAAGAAAUUUUUAAACCUGUUGAAUGUUUCAAACACUGGAUCAUCCUCGACUAAGCGGAGAAUGAGUGUCAAGAGUGGUGUAAUGGCUGAGAAGAGGAAGAGGAGGAGAAUGAAGAAAAGGAUAGAUGGAGAUGACGUGGUUUGCUUGGGAGAAAACUUGCUUGAAGAGGGUGCAAGUGGGAAGAUUGAAUCUGGGUCUAGAGCUGCACCUUCAUUAUCUGGUGCUUUGAAGGGUAAAAAGGUAGCUGAACCAGAUAUUGUAUGUUUGGAAGAAUGUGAUGAUGAAGAAUCUUGUGAGAUGAUUAAAAUCGAUGAUAGUGAUAAUGGUAAUGACACUGAAGAGGGGUUGAGGCAUUCUGAGAAGAUGUUUGAGGUUAAUGUUGUUGUUGGUGUUAAAGAGGAAGAGAAGAGUGAAGAAGGGAAAGAGGAUUAUGUAUUUGGCGAUAAAGUUGAAAACUUUGGCCAUAGUGACACUGGUUGUGGUGGACCUGAAUAUCCGGCUAUAAUUACUAUUGAUUCAGAUGGGGAUGGUGAGAGUGAGAAAGAACAUGGCGUGGGUGAAAGUGGUUCAUAUGAUGAAUACGAUGAUCUUUUGUCUUCAACGGAGAGUGAGGAUAUGGAGACCAGUGAUGAGGAUUUUGAAGCUGAUGUUGUGAGUGAAUACUCAAGCAGUGAACAGAGUGAUACCUCUUCUGAUGACGAUGAGAGGGAGAGCGUGCAGGGGACGUAUAGCAAGAUGGUGAAGGAGCAGGUGAGAAAGGUGGCGAGUGAAAUCAAUGAAGUUUUCAUUAAAAAAGGUGAAAGGAAAGUUACACAGAUAAAGGAGGAGGAGCGUGAAAGGACUCCAACAUUUAUAAACGACAAUGACUCUGGUGAACAAGAUCACGAUCAAUGGAUUAGUGUAGAUUGUGCCAGUGUGACCAGUAGUGAAUCUGAGAUUCAUGAGGAGGAAGCAAAGAAUGCAGCAGAGAAACAUGAAGCAAAUAGAGGAGAAAAACCAGUAGAAAAUUUCAUUUCUGAUGUCAAAGUCUUUGGUGAGUACAUGAAAAAUACAGAUUGCUCUAUGCGUUCUGAAGAUGAAGCAUUAAAGGAUAAAGAAAAACAAGAUAGGGAUCAUCAAAGUAUACCACUGACGAAAGAGACAGGAGAUUCAACCAUGGUCAAGAAAAAUGAGAAAAACAAUGAUGCCAAUGAAAAUGCCAACCCCAGCUUUAGUAACUGUGUGAAUCUUGAUGCACAUGAAGAAAAAGGGCAUCACCAUGACAAAGUUACUUGUGUGAGAAGUGUUUCUUCUUUGCCAGUAGUCCUAGAGAAGAUAGGAGAUUCACCUAUGGUCAUGAAGAGUGAGAAAAAUCAUGAUGUCAGUGCCAAUGCCAGCACUGGUAACUGGGUUAAUCUUGAUGCACGUGAAGGAAAAAAGCAUCAUCGUGACACAGUUACAGGUUUGAGAAGUGUUGCUUCUUUGCGAAAAGACCUAGAGAAGAUAGGUGUGUCAGUUAUAGACAAGAAGAGUGAGAAAAAUAACGAUGCCAAUGCCAAUACUAUUAACUCUGUGAAUCUUGAUGCGCAUGAAGGAAAAGAGCAUGAUCAUGACAAAGUUACAGGUGUGAGAAGUGUUGCUUCUUUUCCAAAAGACCAAGAGAAGAUAGAAGAUUCAGUUGAAGUUAAGAAGGAGAACAAGAAGGAAUGGGAGCAUAAAGAUAGGUUUGACAGUAAUAAUCGUGAGAAGAAGGUAAGGGUGAUGGAUAAUGAAUCUGGUUACAAAGAUAAGCAGCAUGUAGUCCCCAUGAUGUCAUCUAGGACGAAGGAGCAACGUUUAAUUAAACUGCUUGCUGAAUGCUUUUGGGGCAAACAUGAUUCGGUAAAAGAUGUUGAUUCAAACGGGCUAAAAGAAAAGGAGGAUGAUGUUGAUCCGCGUGAGGAGACUCAGCCACCAGCUUGUAGAGAGACAGUCCCUUUGAAUUGGACCUUAAAGAAGGUUGAACCCAUUGAAAAAUCAGAGUCUGAGAAGGAGCUGGAUAUGUUGUGGGAAGAAAUGGAAAUGUUGCUUAGACUUGAAGAAAUCAAUUCCCAGGUUGGCAGUAUAGGGACAAAUGAAGCAAGAGAAAAUCAAGUUUCCUUGUGUAAGCAUGACUUUUAUCUUGAUGAACAGAUUGGGAUAUUGUGCAGAUUGUGUCUUUGGGUUGCCACUGAGAUCAAAUAUGUCACCCCACCGUUUGUGGACGAGUUUCAUUCUGAAGGAUCAGGUAAAAGGGUGUCAUCUGGUGGAGGGAACACCUCACACAUUGAUGGGGUUCGGUUUAAUGACUCUGGUGGUGACUCAGAGGCAGUUUGGUCUCACAAUGAAGGCACAGUUUGGGACCUUAUUCCUGACAUUAAAGAGAGCUUGUAUCCUCAUCAACAAGAAGGCUUUGAGUUUAUUUGGACUAGAUUGGCAGGAACCAUUGACCUCUGCACGUUGAAGAAUGUUGAUCCUUGUAGUGAAGGUGGUUGCAUUAUUUCUCAUGCUCCUGGAACUGGAAAGACAAGGUUGACCAUGGUGUUUCUUCAGACAUAUUUGCAAGUGUUUCCAAAAUGCCUACCAGUUAUCAUUGCUCCUGCUAACUUGUUGCUUACUUGGGAAGAUGAGUUGAGAAAGUGGGACAUAGGAAUCCCAUUCCAUAACUUCAACAAUCCUGAAUUAUCAGGGAAAGAAAAUGUUGAUGCUGCUAAAGAGCUUGAGUGGUCUAGAAGUCUAAGGCAGAAUAAGGAUGCCAUACGCAUGUUGAAGUUGUGUUCGUGGUACAAAGAGAAGAGUAUUCUAUUAAUCAGCUAUCAUUUGUAUGAGAAGCUUGCAGGGGGCAUGUCUGAAGUUGAUGAUAAAAAGGGGAAGAAAAGAGGGAACAUGCAAACCGAAAAGAAACGCGCAAGGAGUCUGGUGAUCAUUGAAAGUGAAAUGGGAAAGGUUCUGCGUGACUAUCCUGGUUUGUUGGUUCUUGAUGAAGGGCACACGCCUCGCAAUCAGCGUAGCUGUAUUUGGAAGGUUCUCUCAGAAAGUAGAACUCAAAAGCGAAUCCUUCUUUCGGGGACUCCUUUCCAGAACAAUUUUCUGGAACUCUAUAACAUUCUGUGCCUAAUGAAACCAUCGUUUCCUGACAGCAUACCUCAAGAACUAAAGAAAUUUUGCCUGAGUAGACUAAUGCAUGAAAAGAAAGCACCAAAAGACGUGAGUUGGGAACCAGUUUCUUCUGCAAAUCCUGCUGAUCAUAAAAUAAACCAGCUGAAAUUUCUGAUGGAUCCGUUUGUUCAUGUUCACAAAGGUAGCAUUCUUAAGAAGAACCUUCCUGGGUUGAGAGAUUGUGUGCUGAUUUUGAAGCCAGACAGUUUGCAGCAGGAAAUUCUAGAGAGCAUUGAAGGUUCUCAGAACAUAUUGAAUUUUGAACACAAGUUGGCUUUGGUCUCAGUCCAUCCAUCCCUUUUCCUCAAAUGCUCUCUGACAGAAAAAGAAGAAUCUGUUAUUGACGGGGAUCAGCUGGAAAAACUUAGAUUGGACCCUUAUGGAGGAGUCAAAACCAAAUUUUUGAUGGAGUUUGUAAGACUGUGUGAUGCGUACAAUGAGAAAAUUAUUGUUUUCAGCCAAUACAUUGAUACUUUAUGCUUAAUUAAAGACCAACUUGGGUCCGCUUUUAAUUGGUCUGAUGGGAAGGAAGUGUUGUAUAUGUAUGGCAGGCUUGACCAGAAGCAAAAGCAAUUCCUCAUUCAUCACUUCAAUGAUGCAAAUAGCCAAGCAAAGAUUUUGCUUGCAUCUAUAAAAGCAUGUUCUGAGGGCAUUAACUUAAUUGGAGCUUCAAGGGUUGUGCUUCUUGAUGUCGUUUGGAACCCCUCAGUGGAAAGGCAAGCUAUUUGCCGAGCCUAUAGACUUGGCCAAAAGAAGGUUGUUUACACUUAUCAUCUCCUUGCACAGGGCACCACUGAAUGCACAAAGUACUGUAAACAAGCACAGAAGGACCGGUUAUCUGAACUGGUUUUUUCAGAUAGAAAUAAUGAAAAUGAUAAGCCUAAGAGUUGUCCUGUAACAUUUGAGGAUUCAGUUCUUGAUCACAUGGUUCAGCAUGAAAAACUCAAAGACAUGUUUAGUGAAUGUGUGGUACAUCCAAGGGAAAAAGAUUUAGAGAAUUUUGGCCCUUGA